Messenger RNA from Hevea brasiliensis (rubber tree), 681 nucleotides. RefSeq lists its product as uncharacterized. Bases 102 to 605 code for a protein of 167 amino acids. The transcript has 4 exons. The record is from RefSeq and is a predicted model, not a curated record. Lineage: Eukaryota; Viridiplantae; Streptophyta; Magnoliopsida; Malpighiales; Euphorbiaceae.
AAACAACCCAACAAGCCAUUCCCUCUUUCUCCACCUUACACUAUAUAUAGCCUUUCUGCAAUUGUAUUGAAUGUACUUGAUUUCAAGUUAAUUUUAAAGAAAUGGGGAUGUCCAUGAGUUUUAUGGGAAAAGGGUUGCCUUCAACCCAGAUGGUAAGUUUUGUAAUGGGAACACUCUACAAGCAAUUUGUGGAGAAAGAUAUUAAGAGCUUUGAGGAAUUCCACAUGGCUAUUCUUGACAUUUUCAACACAUUCAACUCAGCAUUGCCUGGUAGACAUUAUGAUGCACCCUCAAGAAAGGACAUAGAGGAUUGUUUUGCCCGCUGGAAAAAAGCUCCAGAGGCGAAAAGAAAAGAGCUCUUUGUCGACUUCAUGAAGACGAGCGUAAAUCUUAGCAGGUUAGAUGAUUCCGCCAUGGUCACGGGGGUGGUAACACCACCAGCAGCCAUGGCUGCCAAAAGAGCGGCAGAGAAUCUGCCCCAGUUAAAGAUAAUCAAGAUGGUGCCAGAUGUAGUCUUUGUGCCUACUGCAACAGUAUUGGCACUGGCCUCCGUCAAGCUCACAAGAAGAAUGUUUCUUGGAAGUAUAGCAUCUCCAUCAACGUAAACCAAUUGUACAAUCUGAAUGAUUAUUGAUGUAUAAUUAUAUCUCUGCAUUAUUAUUUUUAAUUUCUCUUUUAUAA